Molecule: messenger RNA, 747 nt
Organism: Beta vulgaris subsp. vulgaris (sugar beet)
Lineage: Eukaryota; Viridiplantae; Streptophyta; Magnoliopsida; Caryophyllales; Amaranthaceae
Exons: 2
Coding region: 1-747 (248 amino acids)
Source: RefSeq, a predicted model, not a curated record
AUGGAUAUUUCUCCCAAUCCAUCAAAAAGGAUCUUAAGAAAGAGGAAGCAAACUGAAGAAACUUGGGAAAUGGAAGUGGAAGAAUCACAUGCAAACAUUGAGGGGGAAUUGACGGUUCCUGUGAGAGGAAAAAACAAGGUUUCAAAACGAAAAUCCAUCGCAACACGUCAAAGAGUUCGAAACUUGAAAGUUCUAAACUCUCCUUCACGUGAUGAGGAAGAAAGUGUUGUUGAUGAUGAUGAAGUGAGUGUGAUUGCUAAAGAAGUUUAUGAUGCUUGCGUACCUCCUUCUAGGGAACAUUCUCCUGUUCCUAUGUAUACCAUUCCCCCUACUACUUCAUCUCCACCAAAAAUUGCAUCUCCACCUCUUCUUAAACCACAAAACACUCCACUCCCUCCUCCUACCAAAUCACCUCCAUCUCCUGUUCCCAAAGAAAAGAAACCAGCUGUUGUUCCCAUCUCAGAGGAACACCCUGAUGUUCCUGAUCUCAAGGAACAACCUUCCGCCACUAAUCCUCCUAACACCUCUUCUUAUUCAUCCCAAAGCCCUACCAUUGGUGCUACUUAUACCUUAGCUCAUGCUCGAAGGUUGGAUUACUUAUUUACAUUGGUCAUGGGUCACUCGGAAGCUAUGAUGAAAUUUGCAAAUGAAGAUAAGGGUGUGAAUGGGUUAGUGCAAGGGUUGAUGAGCAAGGUUGACAAGGCUUUGAAUGGUCAAAAGUUUAUUAUGGAGAACUUGGUGAUAUGA